AUGAAAGAAAAUAUAGUUGUCAAGUGUGAAACGGCGGAAGAAAAGGUUGAUUUUCCCGCUGCCACCGCGAACGGAUGUGAAAUCAAAGAAAAUUUCAACAGCAACAAUUCGGUCGUCGAUGGUAGUGGUAGUAGUAGUGGUGGUAGUAGUGGUGGUAGUAGUACGGAACCUGAAAAUUCGAUUGAUGUCGAAAUGAUUUCGGAUACCAAAAAAAAAAAUAGUGGCGAAUCGAACAAUAACGAUUUAAACGAUGAAAAAAUUAAAAACAAAGUUAACGGGAGUGACGAAAUAAUAGAAGAAGAAGAAGAAGAAAUCGAAAAUGUCGAAACGACGUCUAAAAUAGAAAAUGAAAAAUUAUGUGAUACUAUUAUAGAUUUAGAAAAUGAUUUGACCGCGUCGUCGGACAAAAGUUCAGAGGUGGUGAUGAAGUUAAAUAAUGAAAACUCGCGCGAAGACGAAGUGAAAAAUGAUGAAAGGACGUCGAAAAAAGAUGGCGACGAAAACAAAGAAAAUGAAAAGAUUGAAAAAAAUAACGAAUCCGAAAUCGUUCAAAUAAAAGACAAUCAUACCGUUUCGAAUGAAAGUUCGACAAUGAAAAAGAAUAAUGAGAUGUUGACGGAAGAAGAUGACGUGGCGGAGGUGAUAGAGUGCGAUGCGAAAAAACCAAUAGUGAGUAAAGACGAUGUGAAAAAUAGGACAACUGAACAAAUUGAAAAAGAAAAUUCUGAAAAAGAGAAGACCAAAGAAAAGACUGAAACGGAUCAAAAGGUUCGUUUUAAUUUACGGAAAAGAUCACGGUUGAAUAGUUACGUUAGUUCAAAGAAGAAAAAAACGGGAGGAGGAGGAGGAGGAGAGUGCGUUCAGGAACGAGCGGAAACGGAUGAAAAUUCUAGUCUUGGCACCAAUGAAAAAUCUCAUUCACGGAUUUCCUCCGAUGAAACAAAAAAUAUUAAUAAUGAUAUUGAUAUAAAUAAUCAUAGCGAUUCAUUCCACUUGAAAAAUGUUAAAAAACAAAAAAUUGAUAAUCGAGAAAAAGAGACUGUACUACCAUCAUCGUUUUUAAACACACUGAGAGGUACUUUGAAAAAUUUAACACGGAACGAUUUAGAAGAAUUAAUUGUUCAGAAAUUAUGCGAGGUCAUAACCGAAAGGAGCGUCGUUGGAGAAUUACGUCGAAGAACGCAAGUUUUGGAAGAAGAUCAAGAAAAGUGGAAAGCGAAAGCACAAUCACUGACUAAACAAAUCAAAGAAAUGGAAAUGAUAAUGAGAAAGUAUUUAAACGAAGUACAAAAACAAACAAAAGCAGGUUCCGACCAUCAACUCAUCGUACCUCUUCGCGUGACCAGGUCCGUCGGGUUACAGGUUUCAUUUUUAUCAAAUUCAAACAAAGUAUCAUCCAAAGGGACAAAUGCUGCAGGAGCAGGAACUAAUCUUACCGACGGUGGAAUCAGCGAAAUGUCUCCCAAUUUAAUUAAUAAUAAUAAUAAUAAUAAUAAUAAUAAUAGUAAUAGUAAAAAUUCAAGGUUAACUCCGCAGAAAGUUCAACAAAAGAAUAAACCGGGAUCGUCGACUCAGGGAUUUUCCGCGUCUCCAUCGGCCGUGACCACGCCGACGCAGUAUAAAAAAAAAUCAAACGUUUCAAGAUCGGAAAUAAAUUCAUCUUUGCAAACUUUACUUCAGAGUCAACAAAAUAAUAAUAAUUCAAAAAUAAUAGAUCUUACGGAGGAUGAUGAUCGACAGGUUCCGCCAUUUGUGGAUGCUUCGGGACUCGUUAAAGUAGUAAAUUAUCCUCUUCGGCCUCAGGUACCUCCGAACAAUAAUAGGUACACGUACAUUUUACCUAAUUCGAAUAUUACGCCGACGGUCGUUUCCGCUCCGCAAAAUCGUCAAGUCCUUUUGGCCGCUUCCGCAGUAUGUCCUCCACAAUCGAAUAAUCGUCAGAUAAUGUCCAUGCCGCCGCUGUUGUUCAAAGGCGGAACCGCUCAACAACAACAACCACCACCGCCACCAGGAUAUCAACCUUCGGUUUUAAAUCAAUCAAAUCACGUGAUUCCAGCGAAACUACUAAAGCAUCCAGCUCCGCUGCCGCAACAGCCGACGGUUACUAAUUCAAAAUCGAAUUCUAAAUUAUUACCUCCUAGGCCGGCAUUAAAGAUAUCAAGAGUUCAAUCGGGCAUAGUACUUUCUUGGAACAUGUCUCUCGGUCCGGAACACGCAGCCAUAUCUAGUUAUCAAUUGUACGCUUAUCAAGAAGGUAGUUCUCCUCCUGCCACGUCACUUUGGAAAAAAGUCGGCGACGUGAAAGCAUUACCCUUGCCGAUGGCUUGCACGCUGACGCAAUUCACGUCGGGUCAUAAAUAUCAUUUUGCCGUUCGCGCCGUCGAUCAACAUUCCCGAGUGGGACCCUUUAGUCUUCCGGGUACCAUUGCUCUCGUCAAGUGA
This is a messenger RNA of Pediculus humanus corporis (human body louse), 2442 nucleotides long. Its product is annotated as ubiquitin-protein ligase BRE1, putative. The transcript is spliced from 11 exons. Gene Ontology annotation, biological process: regulation of DNA-templated transcription. Gene Ontology annotation, molecular function: transcription coregulator activity; protein binding. The record is from RefSeq and is a predicted model, not a curated record. Lineage: Eukaryota; Metazoa; Arthropoda; Insecta; Psocodea; Pediculidae. The coding region runs from base 1 to 2442 and encodes 813 amino acids. Gene Ontology annotation, cellular component: transcription regulator complex; nucleus.